Messenger RNA from Macroventuria anomochaeta, 489 nucleotides. RefSeq lists its product as uncharacterized. Lineage: Eukaryota; Fungi; Ascomycota; Dothideomycetes; Pleosporales; Didymellaceae. The record is from RefSeq and is a predicted model, not a curated record. The transcript has 4 exons. The coding region runs from base 1 to 489 and encodes 162 amino acids.
AUGGCUAUGAAUGAACCAAUACCUCAUGAUCCCACGCACAAUGAAGCUCUUGCCCUCUUCAAGUCUCCCGAAUUUGCACCUCUGCUCUAUCAAGAGCUCAUCAAGCGACCUGAACAUCAAAGUUCGGACCAACGACAGGCUCGGAUGCCGAGGGUUAGAGAAACUCUCCUCAAACUCAUCGUCAUCAUCGGCGUGUGCAAGCCUUUGGAGGCAAUCUUCAAAACUGAUGCAAUCACGAGACCAGGAGACAAGGACUACUCGUUCUCAAGCAUAUUGAACGACGUUGAGACUGAGGUUACGGUCCUCUCUGGCAUCAUGGUACAUAACCUGCCCAGGGAGACUGGCUGGUACCUCAGAGGUACGAGAAGGGUUGGAGUAAGCAUAGAGGAUACGGAGACCCUCCAGCAAUGCAUCGAGCUCGCAGCGAGCUUCUGCAGGUUGCGCCUGCACAGAGUCCCAAGAGUCGCGGAUAUCGAACAAGAGGUCUAG